AUGAAGCUCCUACUCGGUUUGGCUGCUCUGGUGGUGACACUGGGUGUCCUCAAUUCUGCUCCUGAGGACCAGUCCAAAGACAUCUCAGAGGACACCCUAAAACAGUUGUCCGUGGAUGGUGAGAAACUCGUGGAUGAGGAGGUGAGGAGAGCUCUGUAUGGGGUGAAGCAGAUGAAGGAGGUGAUGUGGAGGAACGAGCAGAAACACGAACACCUCAUGAAGUCUCUGAGACACAGCAGUGACAAGAAGAGGGGGGCAGCCCAACUGGCCAAGGAGGUGACAGGGAAGCUGGAGGAGGCAGAGGAGCAGUGUAAAGACUCCCUGCAGUCUGAGUGGGAGGAGUGCAGACCCUGUCUGGAGGAUGCGUGUAAGACUUUCUACACCUCCACCUGCCGCAGGGGGUUUGCAACUUUCCACACCAAGGUGGAGAACUUCUUCCGCAGAGUGUCAAGGCGCUUUGGGUCCCAAGAACCUCGCAUGGACGCAGGGGACAUCCUGGUGAACCAGGGCCCUGAUAACACUGAUGCAGAGGUUGUCCUCCUCGAGGAUUCCUUCAACCGCCUGAUCAGCAAGGUGGGCACGGUGGUGAACCGCAGUGUCGCCCUGGUGUCCAGGUUGAGCACCAGGCUUGACAAAGUCCUUCAGAAGGCCUUCCUGAACGACACUGACGUCCUGGCAGAGGAGAGCACCUCUGACCCCUACUACCCAGGACGGGACUCUGGCUUCCUGCAGGGCGUGGGCCUGGAGGAGGUGCUGGAUUCCUUCUUUGACUUUGGCAAGAGUGUGGUGGAGGAAUUUGGAGCUGUGGUGACCCAAGUGUUUGAUGACCUGCAUAAGGCAGUGGAAGAAGAGAAGAAAAGAGGUGAAGGUAGGGAAAGUUUCCCCCGUUUCCUGCAGAACCGGAGGUUGUGCAGAGACCUUCGCAAAAAGACCUCAGAGUGCUGGCAGCUGCAGAAUCAGUGUGGGGUCUGCCAGGGCGCCCUGCUCACAGAGUGCCCCAGUGUUCGUGAGCUGCACGUGGAGCUGGAUGAGGUUUCCCAGCUGCUGGACGUGUCCAAAGAGCAGUACGACGAGAUCCUGUCUAUCGUCCAGCGCCACACUGACGAAACAGUCAACUGGCUCAGUAACAUGGCUGCUGAGUUCAGCUGGGUGGCUCAGGCUGUGAGCAACAGCAGCGCUCCUGAAAAUAUCUUCAGCAUCACCAAGGUGGCGCCAAAGAGCCAAGAUGAACAGAAUGUGUCUGUCACUGAGACCAGGGUGGAGGUAAACAUCCUGAACUCCCCUCCACUUAUCCUCUCUGUCCCUGGGGAGCUGGAGCUGCAGGACCCAGCUUUCAUCCAGUACGUGGCCCAGGAGGCUCUGGACAAAUACAAGGAGAUGGUCAGGUAUGAGGACGAAUAAAACUGCAGGACUACUGCGUUUCUGAGCUUUAACCAGCACUUUCUUUGUGAACAGAACUAGAUUGUGUUCCUGUAGACAUGAAUUUAUUGAAAUGUAAAUACGCUACAAUCGAGCCACACCAUUUACUGAUAUUUAC
This is a messenger RNA of Toxotes jaculatrix (banded archerfish), 1537 nucleotides long. It is a transcript of the gene clul1, whose product is annotated as clusterin-like 1 (retinal). The transcript is spliced from 8 exons. Lineage: Eukaryota; Metazoa; Chordata; Actinopteri; Toxotidae. The record is from RefSeq and is a predicted model, not a curated record. Bases 1 to 1401 code for a protein of 466 amino acids.